Molecule: messenger RNA, 882 nt
Organism: Procambarus clarkii (red swamp crayfish)
Lineage: Eukaryota; Metazoa; Arthropoda; Malacostraca; Decapoda; Cambaridae
Source: RefSeq, a predicted model, not a curated record
AUGGAAGCGGACGGGUUUCAUAAGUAUUCGUCUGGAAGCACCUGUCCCGUUAACUAUGGCAGCACCUGUCCCGUCAACUAUGGCAGCACCUGUCCCGUUAACUAUGGCAGCACCUGUCCCGUCAACUAUGGCAGCACCUGUCCCGUCAACUAUGGCAGCACCUGUCCCGUCAACUAUGACAGCACCUGUCCCAUCAACUAUGACAGCACCUGUCCCGUCAACUAUGACAGCACCUGUCCCGUCAACUAUGGCAGCACCUGUCCCAUCAACUAUGACAGCACCUGUCCCGUCAACUAUGACAACACCUGUCCCAUCAACUAUGACAGCACCUGUCCCGUCAACUAUGGCAGCACCUGUCCCAUCAACUAUGACAGCACCUGUCCCGUCAACUAUGACAACACCUGUCCCAUCAACUAUGACAGCACCUGUCCCAUCAACUAUGACAGCACCUGUCCCAUCAACUAUGACAGCACCUGUCCCAUCAACUAUGACAGCACCUGUCCCAUCAACUAUGACAGCACCUGUCCCGUCAACUAUGACAACACCUGUCCCAUCAACUAUGACAGCACCUGUCCCAUCAACUAUGACAGCACCUGUCCCGUCAACUAUGACAGCACCUGUCCCAUCAACUAUGACAGCACCUGUCCCAUCAACUAUGACAGCACCUGUCCCAUCAACUAUGACAGCACCUGUCCCAUCAACUAUGACAGCACCUGUCCCAUCAACUAUGACAGCACCUGUCCAUUCAGCAGGCUGGAACACGUGUCAACCAAUGGCCCAUACGUGAGACCAUUCUUGGAGUAUGCAACCGGGUGUGAGGAGGGUCUGAAGGAGCUGGAAGUGACGUCGCUAGAAUAUAGGAGACAUGAUAGAGACAUAUAA